Ctenopharyngodon idella (grass carp) is the source of this 1679-nucleotide messenger RNA. RefSeq names its product ribosomal RNA processing 9, U3 small nucleolar RNA binding protein (gene rrp9). Gene Ontology annotation, cellular component: small-subunit processome. The transcript has 15 exons. The record is from RefSeq and is a predicted model, not a curated record. Lineage: Eukaryota; Metazoa; Chordata; Actinopteri; Cypriniformes; Xenocyprididae. Gene Ontology annotation, molecular function: snoRNA binding; protein binding. Bases 143 to 1567 code for a protein of 474 amino acids.
AAACACACACACUUUAACCACCCGAGAAGAAGAACUACAGGAAGCAUGUGUUUGUGGCCAUGUGUGUGGCAGCCAAGUAGCGCUAAAUAAACUCAGGCAAUCCUAAAUUACUAGGUAAAAACAAGUAGUUUUAAACGUCAUCAUGUCAUCUUUCUUUAUAAAGAAAAGGGUCAUCUCUGCAGCUCUCAACAAAGGAGAUUUAAAAAGAAAGAGUAAUGCAGAUGAUGGCAAAGGGAGAUCAAAAAAGUUCAAUAAACGAGUGGAUGAAGAAAUAUCGAGUGACUCAGAAAAUGAAAGAGCUGAUCCAAGCAGAAGAAAACAGGACGAUGAAGACGAUGAGCUCGAGGAGACGCCGCAAGACAAGAAACUUCGCCUGGCCAAACUUUACCUGGAGCAGCUGAGAGAGGAAGAGGACAAGAAAGCUGAGGAAGAAUCAUUUGAAGCGGAUCUCAUAGCUGGAAGACUGCAGGAGGAUCUGCUGGAACAGAAAGGCAAACUGCAAAGACUCAUAGCCAAAGAUCUCAUAGCUCCAGACCCAGAGGAGAUCAGGUUGUUGAGAGGACACAAACUAUCCGUCACAUGUCUUGUCAUCACCCCAGAUGAGAAAUACAUCUUCUCUGCAAGCAAAGACUGCUCAAUCAUCAAAUGGGAGGUGGAGAGUGGAAAGAAGGUGCACAAGAUGGCAGGAGGACGGAAGGGAACAGAGGAGCGUCACGUGGGACACACCGCUCACGUCCUGAGUAUGGCCAUAUCAUCUGAUGGGAAAUACCUGGCUAGUGGGGACAUGAAUAAACUCAUCAUGAUCUGGGAUCCGGUGACAUGUAAACAUCUGUACAAGUUUACAGGACACAGAGGCGCUGUAUCAGGUUUGGCCUUUAGACGAGGGACUCAUACCCUCUACAGCGCAUCACAUGACCGCUCAAUAAAAGUGUGGAGUGUGGACGAGAACGCUUAUGUAGAAACCCUGUUCGGCCAUCAGGACAUGAUCACUGGGUUGGACUGUUUGAGCAGAGAGAGAUGCGUGACCGCAGGAGGACGAGACAGAACAGUCCGAGUGUGGAAAAUUGCAGAAGAAUCACAGCUCGUCUUUCACGGACACGAGGGCUCCAUCGAUUGUGUCCAGCUUAUAAAUGAAGAACACAUGGUCACAGGUGGAGAUGAUGGCUCUAUUUCUAUUUGGACGGUUAAUAAGAAGAAGCCGGUGAGCACAGUGAAGAAAGCCCACGGUAGCCAUGGCAACACGGGUCUGGAGCAGCCCAACUGGGUGUCGUCCGUGGCGGCGCUGCACAACUCCGACACCGUGGCAUCAGGUGCCUCAGGCUCCCAUAAUUCAGCGGUGCAGCUGUGGAAGUGUGGGCAGGGAUUCAGAGGCCUGGAGCCACUCUUCAACAUCCCUGUGGCUGGAUUUGUGAACAGUCUGAAGUUCUCAAACUCUGGGAAGUUUCUUGUGGCGGGAGUUGGACAGGAGCACAGGUUGGGCCGAUGGUGGAGAGUAAAGGAAGCUAAGAACGGACUGUAUAUCAUUCCUCUUAAAAGACAAGCUAAAGAGCAAGAAGUGGUCCAGUAAUGUGGCCUGAUCUAGGACUUGGUUUCGGAGAACUCUUGGUUGCCUUUUUGUUUUCUUUACAUGUCAGAGCAUGAUGUAAAAGAGAAGCUUUUGAUUAAAUUUCUAUGGUGUU